This is a messenger RNA of Panonychus citri (citrus red mite), 3521 nucleotides long. RefSeq names its product type-2 histone deacetylase 1-like. Gene Ontology annotation, cellular component: nucleus. Gene Ontology annotation, biological process: regulation of transcription by RNA polymerase II. The transcript is spliced from 3 exons. Gene Ontology annotation, molecular function: RNA polymerase II cis-regulatory region sequence-specific DNA binding; DNA-binding transcription factor activity, RNA polymerase II-specific. Lineage: Eukaryota; Metazoa; Arthropoda; Arachnida; Trombidiformes; Tetranychidae. Bases 1163 to 2989 code for a protein of 608 amino acids. The record is from RefSeq and is a predicted model, not a curated record.
CAUCGACCGUUAUGACAACAAAAUUAAUUAAAAAUUGUUACGGUUGUUUAUUUAUUUGUUUUAAAUUGUUAAUUACUUGUUACAACCCUUUUAUUAUUUUAAAUUUGAGUCAACUAGUUAAUCUUCAAUGAAAUUAAAUACUGGCAAUCAAGUAAAUUGCAUCCCGGUGAAAGUAAUCAUUUUAAAUUUCAUUCAGUUAUGAUUAUUGAAAAGAUUAAUAAUCCAACAUUAGCUACACUGUUAAGUGUACAAUGUACAUUUAACAGUGUAAAUUGUUUACAAUUAACUGUAUUAGUGAUAAAAUAAUCAGCAAAAACCAUCAUCAAAACCAACAAAAAGUCAACAUCGACAAGAAACAAACAAAACACCAUCACCAUCCUCUCAACUCUAACAACCACCAAAAAGGAAACGCAACGAAAAUCAACAAUGUUUCAUGUCAAACCUGUUGAUAUAACCCGAAUGCCCUAGCGGCCUCGUGGUACAUUUUCAAUGCCUUUUUAUUAUUAUUUUCAACUAUUAACCUUGACGUUUUCUCUUUCUCCUCUUUCUCUUUCAUCAUCAUCUCUCUCCUCACAUUUUAAUCUCCUAAUCUGCAAUAAUAACCAACUAACCAACUCUCUUGGAACUCAGACAUAACUUAACUCUCACUUUGAACUUGUUGUUGGUGAAAAAAAAAAUAACAAAAUAACAAACUUCUAAUGGUGUAACCAGAGAAAAGGACAAACAAAUUAAAUAAUAUAUAAGACGAAGGCGAAAUCGAAUCAAGAUCAACAAAUUUUCAAGAACAAGGUGAAGGUGAAAAGGAAAAAUACCAUCAAGGAAUUGAGAGAACGAACGAAAAAUAAACAAUCUCUGACAUUGAUUAACUUCUCUGGAGAAAAUUAUCAACAAUCAUCACCAUCAUCAUCAUCAUCAUCGCCGUCAUUUCAUCAAUAUCACCAGUGGAAAACCAGACAAUCACCCAAAUAUCAUAAACAUUAUCUAAUCUCUCCCACUCUCUCACCCUCACCCUCACUCUUACUCUCUCUCUCUCCUCUCCUAAUGCUCUCAUAUUUUUACUCACUUGCCUCUUGAAAUCUCACGAAACUUUGAACACACCACGAAUCAAUGUCAUCAACAUUAAUCUUCAAUAUCAGCUCACGAGGACGCCGAUAACUACACCAUGAUAAACAAUGAAAUUGAAACCGUGAAUCGUGAUAAACCAUUUCAAUGUCCAAUUUGUCAUAAAUCUUUUGGUUAUAAACAUGUUUUACAGAAUCAUGAGCGUACCCAUACGGGAGAGAAGCCGUUCCAAUGUCGACAGUGUCAGAAAAAGUUCACUCGAGAUCAUCACCUUAAAACCCAUAUGAGACUUCAUACCGGUGAAAAACCUUAUCAAUGUGAACACUGUGAGAAACUUUUCGUUCAAGUUGCCAAUUUACGUCGACACCUUCGUACCCAUACAGGUGAACGGCCUUAUGCUUGUGAUUUCGCUGAAUGUCAUUCAAAGUUUUCAGACUCAAAUCAAUUGAAAGCUCAUAGACUGAUACACAAAGGUGAGAAACCCUUUGGCUGUGAUAAGUGCCUUGGAAAAUUUCGCCGUCGACAUCAUCUUAACUUUCAUAAAUGUCCUGCAGAUGAAGCCAACAUCGGUAAACCUCGUCGUGGACGCCGACCGAAAGCAUAUGAAAAACUUGGUACCAGUAGUACUUUAGCUAUUGUAGGAGGAGGUGGUGGUUCAGUUAGUGGAGUAGGAGUUGUUGUCGGUGGUACUGGUAUUGUUCCCGUUGGUUCAAGUAUUGUUGGUGCGAGUGGUUCAUCGCCCUCAUCACCAUCACCAUCAACGGUACACCAUUUACUACGAGUUAAAAGUCCAAUUUCAAUGGUUCAACCAACAGCUAAUAUUAAUAUUACUAUAAAUAAUAGUAAUGCCAAUAGUAAUAUUGUUAAUAACAAUUCAAAUAGUAAUAGACCAGGUUCAGUUCAUUCAAUAUCGGGAUCAUUAACGGGAGAUGAGACAACUUCAACCCAUGGGUCAGCUCAUUCACCUGCAACCGCAACUGUAUCUUCAUCAACCGUUUCAUCCAUAUCAUCAUCAUCAUCAUCUUUUCCUUUGUUUUCUCAUCUUCUUACCGGUGGACCAAGUGGUCAUCAUCUUCACCACCAUCACCAACAACAACAACAACAACAACAUGUUCACCAUUCUCACCAUCAUCAUCCUCAUCAUCAUCACCUUUCCUCCUUAUUACCAAAUAAUAGUUCUCGUAGUAGUAGUAAUCAUAAUAACUCUUUACCUCCAGCAGCACAUUCAGGAUCUAAAUUACCUCGAGCUGAAUUAAUUGCAACAAGUCAACCUCAACAUCUUAAACAAAAACAAAGCUCAUCAUUAACUCAACACCAUAAUAGCGAUGCCUCAUCAAAAUCACGUCGAAAACCAACUCAUCCUCUUAAGAUAAUGUCCAAAAAGGAAGAUGAUAGUUUCUACAAUUUCUCAUCGAAUGUACUUCAAAUUCAACCUUUGAACAUGUCACAACGGUCACCACCAUCAUACCCCAUGAAUCUGUCAGGACAACUGAAUAACAAUAACAACAACAACAAUAAUAACAAUAAUAAUAAUUGCAACAGUAAAAACAAUAACAAUAACAAUAAUAAUAAUAAUAACAAGAAUUAUAUCAAUCAGGAAUCAUCGAGUUGCAUGGACAAUGAUGAAGAGGACGAGGAUGACACCGAAGAUGUUCUUGACCUUUCCUCCCGUUCUCGCGGGGAAAUUGACCUGGAAACAAAUGAUGUCGACGAUAGAGAUGCUCUUGUUAAUCAUAAUCUACACCUAAAUCAUCAUAAUAAUAACAACAACAAUAAUAAUAAUAAUAAUAACAAUCAUCUUCCCGCUCAUCAAACUAAUCAUUUACCAAUUCAUCAGCAGCAUCAUCAUCACCGUCACCUUGUUCAUGAUGAUAUUGAUCUUGCUAAAUUGAAAAUUAAUCACUCACGUGUGAUAAUAUCUGGUUAAUUAUCUUUAAAUAAUUUGGUGAAGAAACAAAAAAUCCUUAAUAUUGAGGAUCAUCAAAUUAUAAUUGUUUUAAUUGUUGUUUUGCUGCUGUUGUUUUGGGAUUUGUUUGUAACGCUGAUGAUGAUAAUCAAUAUCCAACAAUUAUCAUGGAGUUUAUUAUUAUUAUUAUUAUUACUUUUACCAUCGGAAUCGGAAUCGGAAUCGGAAUCACGAAUCCAUCAGCUCGGAAUAAUCAACACAUACAACACACACACAUUGGAAUCUGUUUCUACCUCAUAUAAAUAUAUAUAAAUAUAAAUAGAAAUUUACAAACAAUUUAAUUUGAUUACAAUGAUCAAAAAAAAAAUACUAAACACAACAAAUGACCAACAAUCAACAACGAUACAAUUGAAUCUACCUCAACAAGAAUCAACUACCUCAUGUUGGAUCCAAUUGGUACCUUUGAAUGUCAAUAUAAUUUAUAUAUUUUGUUAAUUCAUGCAAUUGAUUUUCACGUAAUUAAAUCAAUGAAACGGGUAAAUGAUUAACAAAA